AUGAACCCAUAUGCAACUGAACCAGAACAUAUCCCGCCCACUGACUUGUACGCCGACAUCCCGCUUUAUGGACGGUAUCGCCCCAAACCAGGCGAUUUCCGUGUAAAACCCGAGCAUAUCGGCUCCCAAUCCUCAGAUGCAACGCAAUACUGGGAGUCAGUAGUGAGUCUCUGUGAUGAAUCGACGCGAAUCUAUCCUGCAGACGAAGGGGGUCGCGAUGUGUUCGCCCUGGGAAGUGUCAUCGUCAAAUCAGGCCAUCUCCAUGACACACCCGAAAACGAUUAUUCCUUCGCCGAUGCUAAUGAAGUCGAGGCCAUCUCGAUUGCCAAAAAUGUCCUCGGGAAUAUCAGAGUACCGGAAAUCUACUUUGCUGGCAAGAUCCGGGGCCGCCAAGUGCUGAUCCAAGAAAGACUCCCGGGUGUUGCGCUGUGUGUUGCAUGGCCGUAUCUUUCCCAAGGCCAAAAGGAGUCCUUUAAAGAGCAGGCAAGAGGGAUCCUCCGUCAGCUCCAUAUUAUCAAGCCUCCCGAUGGAUGCCGGGUUCGGUCCCAUGUUGUGCAAGAUCUGAACAUUCUCAGCAACGGUCGGAUCAAUCCUCUGGAAGGCGGGAUUAUCUUUUCAGAUAGGAAUACCGACCCAGACUUGAGCUUUAUGCAUAACGACUUGACUCAAUCCAAUUGUAUCGUUGAUAACGACCAGAUUGUGGGACUAAUCGAUUGGGAGAUGGCUGGAUUCUUCGGCUGGAAGACGGCCGGCGAGGUUCACCGGAGGAUUCGGACGCCCCAAAGAGAGCAUUUUGUGAAGGCCUCUCUAAGCGAAGAGAGACUUCAGGAUAUUAUGUUCUGGAUUGAUCUAUACGACUGUCAGGUUAGCCGGUACCCGGAUCAGCCGGAAGAUCAAAAGUAG
Aspergillus terreus NIH2624 is the source of this 903-nucleotide messenger RNA. RefSeq lists its product as uncharacterized. Lineage: Eukaryota; Fungi; Ascomycota; Eurotiomycetes; Eurotiales; Aspergillaceae. The transcript has 2 exons. The coding region runs from base 1 to 903 and encodes 300 amino acids. The record is from RefSeq and is a predicted model, not a curated record.